AUGGAUGUUGUGCGAUGCUCUUCCUCUCUUCUUCAACGUCUGUCAAUAGAUGAUCUUCCCGACUGUUUGUUGAUUGAAAUCCUGUCCCAGCUGCCUCUGAAAUCUAUAUUUCAAUGCAAGUGCGUCUCACGCCGAUGGUGCUCUCUAAUCUCUGCUCCUUCUUUCGCUUACAUUGUUCACAGGCUCCGCUCUUCUUCAAUAUUGCAACGACCCUCUACCUUGCUCAUCAGCCACUACACCGAUGGUGUGAGGAAGGUCCUCAUGACAUCGGAGGAACCCGAAUUCAAAUCUCUAGCCUCUUUAAUAAACCAAUAUUACAUUAAUAACCGCUCAGUUUCGCUUGACAUUGUUCACGCUUCGUGUCAUGACUUGCUUUUAUGUACCCAAAAGGAAUUGAAAAUGUUCAGUGCGGUGGUCUGCGAUGCUGUGUACUAUGUGUUAAAUCCAAUUACAAGGCAGUCGAUAACGCUUCCUCCCCUACGUCGUCCUAGCAAUGCUAAGAUUGGAUUCAUCUUCCGCUGCUACCAUGAUCAGCAGCAAUUCAGUUAUAGGGUGAUGUGCAUUCCUAAAUUUGAGUGUGAAUCAACAGAAUUCAAGGUAGAUAUAUUCUCGUCCGACACGGGCAAAUGGAGUGAGUCAAUAGUGUCGUGUCCGCCAGGGUUUCACUUCACUGACUCUGCGCAUUCCUGCGCUGGUGUUCCGUAUCAAGGUUUGCUUUUCUGGUGGAGUUUGGAUGGGCACCUUGUUGGGUUUGAUCCGUACACCAGCAAAUGCCGUCGAGUCAUCUACAAACCCGAAGAUUUUGCACCGAACCGUAGAAUUCAGCGCCUUGGUGUUUGUAAUGGUGCCUUGAGAAUAUGCCAACUUGCAGGUCCUCCUUAUGCUGAUGAUGAAUUACUUGUUUGGGAGUUGAAGGACCAUGAUACAGAAUGUAAAUGGUCUUUAGAACACAAGGUGUAUUUCAACCAAAUGGGUGCGGAAAAUCCUGGGCUAACAGAAUGCCUAAAACAUAUAUCUAUAGAGUCACUGCUAGGCUAUCAUCCGUAUGACAGGGAUGUUGUGUAUUUGAUUCUUGCAACUAUGGUUGUAUCACUCAACUUGAGGAGAAAAACAGUGGAAAUGGUCUGUGAUUUUCAGAGGCCUUCCCCAUUUUACAAGGCUGUAAACGUCUUCGACUUUGUUCUUCCUUGUUGGCCAACUCCCAUUCCUUCUUCUCCCUUAAAAGAAUGA
Molecule: messenger RNA, 1230 nt
Organism: Quercus robur (English oak)
Lineage: Eukaryota; Viridiplantae; Streptophyta; Magnoliopsida; Fagales; Fagaceae
Product: putative F-box protein At1g46840
Exons: 1
Coding region: 1-1230 (409 amino acids)
Molecular function (GO): protein binding
Source: RefSeq, a predicted model, not a curated record